Molecule: messenger RNA, 2492 nt
Organism: Drosophila bipectinata
Lineage: Eukaryota; Metazoa; Arthropoda; Insecta; Diptera; Drosophilidae
Gene: Git
Product: ARF GTPase-activating protein GIT1
Biological process (GO): regulation of G protein-coupled receptor signaling pathway; brain development; regulation of ARF protein signal transduction
Cellular component (GO): synapse
Molecular function (GO): GTPase activator activity; small GTPase binding
Source: RefSeq, a predicted model, not a curated record
AUUGUCUCGUAAGUCCUAUGGUCACACCUUGUAAACAAAGCGAAAGAAAAAAUGUUUAGCAGUGCAGUCAGCAGCGUUUAAUUAAAAGUACCACAGACGGGAAUGCUGAAUGUGUUUCGCCAGCAGCAUAAUCGAAGCGCAUAAGAAGUUAUUUAUAGCGCCGCCGGAGCAUUCAAAUCAGAACGCGACGACCCCGCCCACGCAAUCGACUCGUGGGAGCAAGAUGUCGAGGGGCAAGUCGCGACUCCAGACGGAGGUGUGCGGGGAUUGCGGGGCCAGUGAUCCCUCUUGGGCCAGCAUCAACCGAGGCAUCCUUCUCUGCGCCGACUGCUGCUCCGUUCACCGCAGCCUGGGAAGGCACAUCUCCAUAGUGAAGUCCCUACGCCAGGGUAACUGGGAACCGUCUGUGUUGAAUUUUGUCAACUCCCUGAACGCCCAUGGUGCAAAUAGCGUGUGGGAACAUCAUCUUCUGGACGGCAGCUCCAACUCAUCGGGCGGAAAGCACUUGCCCCGCUGGCGCAAGCCCUCUCCCAAAGAUGCCCUGCACCCCACCAAGUCGGACUUCAUCAAGGCCAAGCACGUCAAUCUAUCGUUCGUCUUGAAGCCCAGUCUUCAGGACGACGACGAUGCCGGUGGUAAUGGUGGCAAUCUGGAGCAGGAGCUGAGCAGGCAGCUCCAUGCCAGCGUGCGUACAAGCAAUCUGGAGACAUCGUUGCGCCUCGUGGUGCAGGGCGCCGAUCCCAACUAUUACCACGAGGACAAGCUGUCGACGCCACUGCACAUGGCCGCCAAGUUUGGCCAGGCCUCGCAGAUCGAGAUGCUGCUGAUCUAUGGGGCCGAUGUGAACGCCUUGGAUGGCAAUGGCAUGACUCCCUUGGAGUUGGCCAGGGCCAACAACCAUAAUACCAUAGCGGAGCGUCUGCUGGAUGCCAUGUAUGAUGUCACGGACAGAAUCAUUAUGUUCUUGGGCGGCAAGAAGCCAGACCAUGCAAGUGGCCGCCACUUGACCAUACCAGAUGCCAGUGGAGCCGACAUCAGUGAACAGCUGAAAAUAGCUCGUGGAAAGUUGCAACUUGUUCCAAACAAGAUGUUCGAGGAGCUGGUAAUGGAUCUGUACGACGAAGUUGACCGACGAGAGUGCGAAGCCAUCUGGUCAACGAGCACCUUGAAUGCUGAUCAUGCAACUGUGCCAUUUCUUCCGGCUAACCCCUUUUUGAGCGCAACGCGCAAUCAGGGCCGCCAGAAACUGGCACGCUUCAAUCGCGCCGAGUUUGCCGGUCUGCUGACCGACGUGCUUGUGGAUGCCAUGCGGCGUCAGAACAUGGCCAACUUGCGUCCACUGGACGCCCCGCUGGCGGGCGGCAAUCAACUGCCUUCGCUGCAAUCGCUACCAUACGUAAACAAUUCGCUGUUCGAGCAGGGCGGCCACGAUCCGAAUCUGUCGGACGAUGAACCCAUCUACGACCCGGUGGCCAGCGAUGAUGACUAUGCACCAGUGCCGCCAAUGGCCCAGCAGGCUGUUGUGCACACGCCACCUCGCAGUGCCAACUCGCAGAAUGAAAUGGAAACACUGCGGAAACAACUCAGCUCAGCUCAGUCCGAGAUAAGCCAACUGAAGAACGUGGUCCAAAAGCUGUCCAGCGAGAACUCCCUGCUCAAGUCCAAGUUCUCCAGCGCCUCCAACAACAGCGUCUACGAUGAGCCACUUCGCAUUGAUCUGAGCUUGAGCAGUCCGGAAACUGAGCACGAGCCCCUAUCGCUACCCGAAGGUGGCACUACCAACAAGGAGAGCGGCUCAUCCAAUGGCUCGUCCAACCAGUCGACUAUCAAACGGCCAGCCAGCAUGUACGAACGCAGGCUGGCACCAGUCGUGGCCAAGGGCCAGACAGAUGUCCGGAACACCACGAGCAUGUACCAAAUGGCGGGCGAUGGCAAGCCCUUCGGAGAGGAGGUGAAGGUGCGAUCCGACUUGGUCACUCGCUGCCUCAAGGAACUCAUUCGGGCCAUGCAGCCAGUGCCAGAGGAUCAGAAGCAAUCGAUUGCUCCACAUGGCGAACUCAUACGCAGCGCCGUAACUGACUUAAUUGCUCUCUAUGCCAACUUGCCCCCCAAUGCUAGCGAGACCACACGAGAAACCCUGAAGCAGCUCACCCGCCAAAACAUAAUGAUCCAGCACGAGUGCGAGAGCUUGCAGAAGGCCAUCGAGGCGGACGACAAGCAGGCCAUCCAGAAAAACACCUUGGAGGUGCGCGACUGCGCCUUCCACAUCGCCAGUGCCAUAAAGACCUUGGUGUUGCAGUUCUACUGAAGAGGACAAACAAUCUAGAAGCUUACCCCUUGACUCCCUCAUUAAAGUAUUAACCAACCGACUUAGUGCCCCCGUCUGACUAACACAGUGCUUCCGCCGAAAGAAACAAUUCUUAAAUGUCCCGUUACAUAUAGUUUAUGUAUUUUAAUAAAUGUUUACAUAAAACAAUGUACUUCGUUCAAUA